GCCACAGCGAGCCAGAGUGCGCGCGCGUUGGAACCCCGAUCUCUUGAGAGCGCGCGCCAGCUUGAUCCCGGGAGCUGCUGCUGCUGCAGAGCGGAGCGGGAUGUCAGGAUUCCGGGCAUCAGCAGAGGAGAGAAAAAAAUGGAGUAGACCCCGGUGUCAGAAUGAUCUUCCAAGGGAAAACUCCAGGUUUUAACCGUCAUGUGCAGAAUCACCAACAAAAGCCUGAUCACCCCUGCUGAUCUUGGCAGAAAUAAAGCUGCUCUCCUCCAGACACUUUGUGCAUUCCAAGCAAUGGGAAUGUCAGGACAGAUGGGCUUUAUUUCAGCUCUCAUCUACCUUCCAGGCUGUUGAUCAUGAAGUUUUUUGACACAUCUGCGGUUCAUACCCAGAGAAACUUUGCCUUGAAAUGCUGAAAAUUGUCUGUAGAGGAGCUGAAGUUAGUUAAGUACUGGAACAACUGCUGAUUUAUUUGCAUCUUUCAACAUGACCAAUCCCCAGCCUACAAUAGAAGGUGGAAUUUCAGAAGUUGAGAUUAUUUCACAACAAGUAGAAGAGGAGACCAAAAGCUUAGCUCCUGUACAACUUGUUAACUUCACUUAUCGAGAUUUACCCCUUGCUGCGCUUGAUCUCUCUGUGGCAGGGUCCCAGCUCUUGUCAAAUUUGGAUGAGGAGUACCAAAGAGAAGGAUCUAACUGGUUAAAGCCGUGCUGUGGGAGACGAGCAGCUGUGUGGCAGGUAUUUUUGCUCAGUGCAAGUCUCAACAGUUUCCUGGUAGCCUGUGUAGUGUUGGUGGUGAUUCUCCUGACUCUGGAACUUCUAAUAGAUAUAAAGCUUCUCCAGUUUUCAAGUGCAUCACAGUUUGCAGGAAUUAUUCACUGGAUCAGCCUAGUCAUCCUGUCUGUGUUCUUUUCAGAGACUAUUUUGAGAAUUGUGGUUCUCGGUAUAUGGGAUUAUAUUGAAAACAAAAUAGAGGUAUUUGAUGGUGCUGUAAUAAUUUUAUCCUUGGCUCCAAUGGUGGCCUCUACAGUGGCAAAUGGCCCAAGCAGUCCUUGGGAUGCCAUCAGUCUCAUUAUCACUCUGAGAAUUUGGAGAGUUAAGAGAAUUAUUGAUGCAUAUGUGCUGCCAGUGAAAGUGGAGAUGGAGAUGGUGAUUCAUCAAUAUGAGAAGGCAAAGGUCAUUCAAGAUGAGCAGCUAGAAAGACUAACUCAGAUCUGCCAAGAACAAGGGUUUGAAAUUAGGCAGUUGAGAGCCCACCUAGCUCAGCAAGAUCUGGACCUAGCUGCUGAGAGGGAGGCUGCGCUGCAAGUACCCCACAUGCUGAGCAAACAGAGCAGCAAUAGAUAUAAGGUAGUGGCAACUGGAGACUCAGAUGAUGAGGCCACUGAGAAUAUCACCGAGUUACGACCACCACGAGAGGCCAUGGUCAAGGAUGAUAUGAACAACUACAUCAGUCAAUAUUACAAUGAGCCCAGCAGUGACAGCGGAGUUCCUGAAGCUGGUAUUUGUGUCAUUACCACAACAGCCAUUGAUGUGCACCACCCCAACGUAUCUUCUGACCUGUUCACAGUGGAAGUGCCCAUAAAGAUAGGAAGUAAUGGAACUUCUGUUAGUGUCACAUCAGGCAGUGCCUCCAGAUCUACAGACAGCUCUGUAACCAGAGCCCAGAGUGACAGCAGCCAAACCUUUGGCUCUUCCACAGACUGCAGUACCACACGGGAGGAACCUUCUGAAUACUGCCCCUUAGACAGGGCUGGGAAUGCAAAACAUGAUCACAUGGAUUCUGCAAGGCAUAGGGUCAGCAAUGCAGUAGUUCAGGAACUGUUAUCAUCAUUGUCAGAGGAUUCUUGCUUGACACAAAAAGGCUUAGAUCCAGUCAACCUUAAAUUGCCUAGUCCAGCAGGGUCCACCAAAGCCAGUCCUGAGCUGGAACAUAGAGUGAACAUUUACAACAAGAAGAACGAAGAGAGCUUUGAUGUGCUCCAGAUUAAGCCAGUUAUUCACCUUCAGCAAACUGCCUCGAUGAUCAAUGAAAAGUUCAAAUCUUUGGAAUCCAAAGAGCAAAAGAUGAAUAGGGUCCCAGAUUCAUAG
This is a messenger RNA of Dermochelys coriacea (leatherback sea turtle), 2088 nucleotides long. It is a transcript of the gene TMEM266, whose product is annotated as transmembrane protein 266. Gene Ontology annotation, biological process: transmembrane transport; monoatomic ion transport. The record is from RefSeq and is a predicted model, not a curated record. Gene Ontology annotation, cellular component: plasma membrane. Gene Ontology annotation, molecular function: voltage-gated channel activity; monoatomic ion channel activity. Lineage: Eukaryota; Metazoa; Chordata; Testudines; Dermochelyidae. The coding region runs from base 484 to 2088 and encodes 534 amino acids. The transcript is spliced from 13 exons.